CACUUUGCAUAGGCUGCCGCCACCAAACCCUCAAUUCUUCUCUUUUGUUUCAUUAAAUUUAUAUAAAAAACCAAAACUUUUCAGAAAACUCUUGAUUGCUGAUGACAGGGGGCUUAUUGUUCAUAAUAUUUGAUAGAUUUUAUUUUGUGUGUUUGAAUUCUCUGUCGCUAAAACUAGUUAUUCUGUUGUUUGGGUUUAUGUGAUAAUUUUUGAGUGAUGCCAGCUAUUAUCCCUAUCGAAUUCUAGUCAUAAAUCAUAAGUUUAAAAAAAAUAUUGAUAUUUUGCUUUUAUUCUCAUUUCAAAAAUAAGGGGGAUAAAAACAAAAAAAGGAAAAAAAUGGAGUGGAAAUUAAUUCUUCAAACAAAAUAAAUUUAUCAGUUUUGUUAAUGGAGAUUUAACAUUAUGCCGAAUGCUCAAAGAAGAAACUCCAAAGUGCAUCAUCAUCAAAUUCAAAUCCCUUACUACUGGUAAGCGAAACGAUCAACUAUUUGAUGGCUUGGAAUAAUCCAGAUUUACCAGAAGGUACACUGCGUAACCUAAUGGAACAGGACACACUCAAAUGGGUAUUCGUAGGCGGUAAAGGUGGUGUUGGGAAAACGACGUGCAGUUCUGUUUUAGGGAUCCUUCUUUCUCAGGUCAGAUCUUCUGUUCUAAUAAUAUCAACCGAUCCAGCUCACAAUCUAAGCGAUGCAUUUCAACAGCGUUUCGCUAAAACCCCUACCGUCGUUAAUGGCUUCACCAAUUUGUACGCCAUGGAAGUUGAUCCAACUAUAGAGAAUGAAGACGGUGGUUCAGAAGGAGUGGACGGUUUCUUCUCGGAUUUGGCGAAUGCAGUUCCAGGAAUUGAUGAAGCUAUGAGUUUUGCUGAGAUGCUAAAAUUGGUGAGAACAAUGGAUUACUCUGUAAUAGUGUUUGAUACAGCGCCAACGGGACAUACUCUCCGGUUGCUACAGUUCCCAUCAACACUAGAGAAGGGGCUUGCAAAAAUAAUGAGUUUGAAGAGCAAAUUUGGUGGGGUUCUAAGUCAGAUGACUCGUAUCUUUGGUGUUGACGAUGAAUUUGGUGAGGAUGCAAUUCUAGGCAAGCUGGAAGCCAUGAGAGAUAUUAUUAAACAUGUGAACAGACAAUUUAAGGAUCCCGACAUGACGACAUUUGUUUGUGUUUGCAUUCCGGAAUUCCUCUCUCUAUAUGAGACUGAAAGACUCGUUCAGGAACUCACUAGGUUUGAGAUUGAUACACACAACAUUAUAAUUAACCAAGUGCUCUAUGAUGUAGAAGUUGUUGAAUCCCAGUUGCUGAAGGCUAGGAUGAGGAUGCAACAAAAAUACUUGGAUCAGUUCUACGCAUUAUAUGACGACUUCAAUAUUACCAAGCUACCUUUGCUACCACAAGAGGUUUGUGGUGUUGAAGCUCUGAAAGAAUUCAAGUAUCGUUUUCUAACACCAUAUCGACCUACUCGUGCGCGAUGUUCAGCGGAAGAGUUGGAGAGAGGAAUAGCCAAACUGAAAGAACAGUUGAAAGAUGCUGAAGCAGACUAUGAAAAAAUUAGGAAAGGAAAAAAUCAGGUUUAAUCUAGAAAGACUUUUCAAAUGUUAGGGAGAUAGUGUCAUUGAACAAAUUAUUGUGUUCUUCGAGAGGAUCAGCAUGUAUAAUUGUUUCAUUCAUUGAUAGGAAAGUUCUUUUGUGCCUUCCAAGAGGACAAUAAA
Messenger RNA from Solanum dulcamara, 1706 nucleotides. RefSeq names its product ATPase GET3A-like. Gene Ontology annotation, biological process: post-translational protein targeting to endoplasmic reticulum membrane. Lineage: Eukaryota; Viridiplantae; Streptophyta; Magnoliopsida; Solanales; Solanaceae. Bases 492 to 1571 code for a protein of 359 amino acids. Gene Ontology annotation, molecular function: ATP binding; ATP hydrolysis activity. The transcript has 7 exons. Gene Ontology annotation, cellular component: GET complex. The record is from RefSeq and is a predicted model, not a curated record.